This is a messenger RNA of Uloborus diversus, 2137 nucleotides long. RefSeq names its product transcription factor 25-like (gene Nulp1). The coding region runs from base 132 to 2096 and encodes 654 amino acids. Gene Ontology annotation, cellular component: RQC complex. The transcript has 15 exons. The record is from RefSeq and is a predicted model, not a curated record. Lineage: Eukaryota; Metazoa; Arthropoda; Arachnida; Araneae; Uloboridae.
CAUGCAUUACGUGAUUGAAAGAUGUAAUGUUUGUUUGGGUUUUGGACAUUAAAUGUUUUGUUUGUUUUAAAUUUCAGCAAAGUUUAAAGUGCAUAUGAAUAUUGCAUUUUAUUAGCUAAAGCAUUUUAAAAAUGUCUAGUCGUGUUUUAAAAAAGCUCCAUGGCGAAAAAGACCUGGCGACAGUGCUUGGCAUGGAUGGAAUGAGCGAAUCUGAUGACGGUGGAGCAAGUUUUCGGGGAGCGGUGGAAAAGCCCGUCAAUAAUAGAUUCGAAUUGCUAAAUAAUGUGGACCAUUCGUUGUCUGAUACUGAGACUAAAGAGGAUGAUGAUCGUGAAAACGAACCUUCACAAGAUGGGCAGGAGAGAAAAAAGUUGGAGAAGCAAGACUCUACUCACAGUACUGAUAGCUUGAAGCGACGCAAAAAGAAAAAGAAGAAGAAACUGAAAAAUCAAAAAAGUACAGAGGAAAAUUUAGAUGAUGGGGAGGAUGAAAUUGAAGCUUCUAUUCGUGAUGUGAGUAAAAUGCUGGGGGAACCAGAACCAAACAUGUCAGACAUGGCUACUCGAAGUCAAGCUCAUUCCGAAAAGCCUGCUCAAGAAAAGUCCAUAUUUUAUGUCGAGCUUAGGAAUUUAAAUCCUGAUAAUGAAAUGAGGAAACUGUUCGGAUCCAAAGUGGUUCAAAAUGAACAAGUUAAAAAAAGAGGUAGAGGUCGAACCCAUGGCAGAUCAUCUGUUUUAGUUUCACCAAAAAAUUGGCCACAUGCUGGGAAAUCUGGCUUAUCUAUGAGGAUGCUUGAAAAUAAAGAUGAUGUGUGCAGUUUUACUUUUGAGCAUAGCAAGCAAUAUCAGGCAGUUCAAGUCCAAUUUCUAGAAGCCGUCGAAAGUUUUAAUCCUGAUAAUAUUGUGGCUUUGCUCAAUUUGUAUCCUCAUCACAUUGAUGCCUUGAUUCAAUUCAGUGAUAUAUGUAAGAUGGGAGAUGACACGCAAAUGGCAGCUGAGCUCAUUGAGAGAGCUCUAUACUACAUGGAGUGUGCUCUUCAUCCUUUGUUUAAUGUUUGUGUUGGAAAUUGUAGGUUAGAUUAUAGAAGAGUUGAAAACAGAUCCUUUUUCAUUGCUUUGUUCAAGCAUAUAAUGUAUGUGGGUCAAAGAGGAUGCAACCGCACAGCUCUUGAAUUUUGUAAAUUUUUGCUCAGUCUUGAUCCAGAGGAAGAUCCGUUGUGUGCAAUUCUGAUGAUUGAUUACUAUGCUCUGCGCUCUCAGCAGCAUGAUUACCUUAUCAGGCUCUUCCAAGAAUGGGACAUGACCCGCAACCUUUCGCAGCUGCCAAACUUUGCUUUUUCCAUUCCUCUUGCCAUGUUCCUGAAAGCAUUAGAUGAGGGGCAAUCUUCAGAGACAGCAGAUCUCAUGCUUCAAAAUGCUUUGAUUAUGUUCCCAGGAUUCCUACUCCCUAUCCUAAAUAAAUGUAAUGUAGAGCCAGAUAAAGUUGUAAGCACACAUCCGUUUUUCCAAAGAAUUAGAGAUUCACCUCCUCUGACUUCUCUUCUGAAUUUGUAUGCGGCACGAACUCAUUCAAUUUGGCGUUCACGUGAAAUUAUGCUGUGGCUGGAACGACAGGUUAACAUAGUUUUGGAAAGGCAUAGCAGAGAAGAGGCCUUUUUUUCAGAGUGUGAGAAAAAGAGAAAAAUUCGGUACCCUAGCACACCACGAAAUGUUUUAAGGCACGUAAUCCUUUCGGACGUACGAGAUGCCAAUUUCGUCAUGCCACAGGAUAUAUCAUCUUCACCCAUCUUUGCUUUCGAUCCUCUACCCCCACCAGAUUCUAUCACACCUUACAGGAGGUCUUCCAGGGCAGAGGUACCUGAUGAUCAAGGAGUGCUGAGCAUGUUCUUCUCAUCUUUACUGCCUACUUUCAAUGUGCCUCAUGAUGGUGCUGCUCAUGCUCAUGGUGGUGCUGAAAGAGCUGCGAGGAAUGAUCUCCGGCGCAGUGUGACCUCUCUCAUUGAUGCCAUGAGAGAUCUGAUAAGUUCGGAACACAAUGCUGAUGACAUACCUGAUGAAGCGGAUGUGGACAGCGAUGAAGACACUCGUGAGACUUAAGGCCUUGCAUGGCACAUAAAGAUUGAGACAGAAAACCUCAA